AUGCGCCACCUCCUGCGUGAGGUGAAGCUCCCCUUCAUGGAUGUGCACCUCAUAGAGACGUACCUGUUCCACCUUGCACAGGGCACGCCCGCUAAGGAAUCCAUCGGCAACGAAUCCACCUCCAAUGUGCCUCUAUUAGGGGACCGGGCAUCCCCCAAAGCUGGUAUCUGCCGUGAAGUUAAAUCACCGCCUCCGCCCACACUGCAAGGGGUCGGACUGAAAAGCACUACCACGACAAGGCCUGCCACCGUGGCAACCAUCUCCCGCACUCCUAGCCUCGAGGUGGUCGAGGUUUCAAAAUCAGAGUGCUACUAUCCCAUCAAGGCAUCUACGCGGGACAGCGAGAGACACCGAGACGGGCACACCGACAACGCAGCAGCUGUGAGAACACCACUGCAGUGGGGGGCGAAGCGCAUAGCUGUCGACGACUGCUUCGCGGCUGCACAAGCGGAUCGGCAUGUCAAGGCUCUUAGCCCCUGCCCGUCUACCACAGACGCCCCCGACAUGAUCUACAAAGUCGACAUCGUGAACUGCGCCCAUGCAGAGGAAAGCCAUCCCCGUCCGCCACCGUGCCCACCACGGCCGCAGCCGUCGUCACGUGCCGCCAUGGUCAGUCAUAGCGCCCUUACAGAGAGUUGCGCGCAGCAGCGGCAGCACACGCCGGCAGCCUUUCCGCUCUCCCUGCUGGGUAUGAUGGAGCGUGUGUUGAGGGGGUACAAGGCAGCGCUCGCCGUCGCGCUACGUGCUGUUAUGCAUCGAGAGGCGGUUUGGACGGCGCUCCAGCAGUUUCUGAACGUGGUGCGCUCGGACUGGGCGCCUUUAGCGGUUCAUGUAUCACAGGUGGCUGCUCCCGUCGCGUCGCGGGCACAGGGUGAAUCGAUUGCGGCUGCGAACGGGACGCUGGGCGCCUCUGGCAUCUCGGGGGCCCUGCCAAAACUUCGUUCGCCGCAUGAUGGUGUUGACAGCUCCGGCGACAUGGCCGUCGCCGCUUGCCGAGCAGAGGCGCUUGUGUCUCCGCACUACACGGCACAUGGAAUGAGCUCGUCGGCCAGCACGGCAGAAAGCGAUUGUGACAACAAGCGUAGCUCAACGCCAGAAAAGCAGGCAGUGUUGCACACAUCCUCCGACAGAACCGGAACAGUCGUCGACGGGGAGACCACGCGAAGCAGCAGCGCCCCCUUCCUCAAAAGGACCGUCCCGCCUGCGAAGAGCGCUGCUCACCAUGAGGACACCGGUGUGCGCACAGCCAGCUGUGAGGGCGAGGGGCAAGUCGACAUUCUUGCGCCACCACCCGAGGUUACCGGCGGUGCACAGCAAGAUCGCCAUCCGCGUGGGCAGCAGCGUCCAUCGCUGCGCCUCUCUGUUGAGUCACUUCGACAGACAUCUGAGCAGUUCGCCCUCGGAGCCGAAAGCGAAGCAGCAGCGUUGAACGGCUCUCCAGUGUGCAAGCCUCAGCCACCGCCAUCAAGGAUUUUGCCGCGGCUGCUUCGCGUCCCUAUCUCCACGCCGUCAUCUAGCGCGGGCGCUACGAGGGAUGCCACCAGCGCGCUUGUGCCGACUCGCGCGCGCUCAGCGGCUGCCCAAAGCCGCAAGACUUUUGGGCGUGCAGACCCACGCCGCUCCGCUGGAGCAUGGGGGCCCGUGCGUAACGCGGCCGCGCAUCGAACGCUUGCCCCUCGCCAUGCGUUUCCAGCAUUACCUGGCAAACAGCAGGUCUGCCGUGCGCAUCGAUCUGCCACGCCCGCUGACGGGACUCGCCGCCGCUCUCAAUCGGCGCCGUGCGUGACAGAGGCCGCGUUUCCCUCGCCUUGCCCGCCAUGUGAUUCGUCGUUUUCCGCGACACCACGCGCGAGGAUCAUGGCCAGGCGCAACGCCGAGGCAGGCAGUAUCCCUUCGCGUACAAGGCGAUUAGUGCUCCACCCCGGCGAUUCCGUGUCGCCGAUGACGGUGCGAGUGGAUCGUGAGCUGCGCGCGUCAUCUGCGUUGCCGGCCCCGGGGCGGCAGGAGCCGCACGAUGCAUCUCGCGUGACUCGUCGAUCAGGAGGUGAGAGUGCCCCGCGGCCACACAGCGGUCUUGUGCCGUCUCUCGGCAUGCGUCUGCACGCGGUCUCGCGACAGGUGUACGCGGACUGCCUAUAUCAUUACCUCUAUUAUCUCCAACGUACCACGCUCGCCGUGGUAGAGGCCGUCGACGAGCUGCGGCGCCACCACCUCUCUCACGCCGCUCCUUUCGUUGUCGAGCGCCGCAACUACCUCCUUGAGGUGCUCAUGCAGACAUCUAUGCUCGCAUGUGACGCGGCGGUGCAGUGGCUGAUGCAUGAGAGCACCUUCGAGCACGAAGGUGAUUUGAAGGAUGGAGGCGAUCAGCACCCUGUCGCUGGCCAGCCCAGCGACUCGACCAGCGAUGCGGUGUACUGCUCGACCCUGCUGCCCGGAGUGGCACAGCAAACCUGCAACCGUAUCUCUGACGCGAGGCGAUGGACACCUGAAAUACCCUGCACCAGCUCUUCUCGCCAGUGCGGUGCCGCAGCCGCGCAGGAAAUCGAGCCUGCAGGCGAGAGAGGCGCUCAGGGCGCCGUGCAGCGCGCUGUCGCGUGUGGCCAGUGGCCUGAAAAGUUGCUGCGAGCGCCGCUGAUGAGCACGCAUGCGAGCCUCGCCCGGUAUGCGGCGACGCCACUCUUUCUUGUCCGACUGGACGAAGCUCCGACCAGCAGUCCAGGUGCGCGCCAGGAGACCACAUCACGUACUACACAACCCGGCGACGGCGGCAGCGCUCAGAGCUCGGCGCCCACGACUACUUCGCCGGUGUCAGCGUUUCUAUCGCCCUGGCGCUUGGUACUGCCGGGAGAUGUGCUGGCUUCGUACGGGGGUGACACUGCGGCACCGGAGGGUGAGCGAUAUCAAACAAGGAUCGCGACCACCUAUGCCGUUCGCUCGAGCACAGCGCCUUCUGCUGCCGCCCUGCGCAGGCGUCUAGAGAGCGGCGAGCAUGUGCUGCAUCUCGAGGUGGCAACGCAGCUUGUGUAUUUGCAGACGUGCAUGCGGUGCGCGUUGCGGCACGAGUACAUCCUCUAUCUGCGCGGGAUGUCGGAGGUUCACCGCCGCUUUUACGCGGACGAGAGGAAGGCCGCGAUGUGUCGCCACGGUGCCGCGGGGCGGGUGUGUGCGACGGACUGUGACAGGAUGGAUGCCGCAGUGGCGCGUGGUGGCACUCCUGCAAAGCAUGGCAGCAUGGCCGCCACAAUGGCGCGUGACCGCUACGACCGCGUGUCUCUCAAGGAUGAGCUCUUGCGGGCGGACUGGAUGAGGAAGCUGCGGGAAUCGUGGCAGCUUCUGAUGGCAGGCAGCAGCAGCGUAGCGUAG
Molecule: messenger RNA, 3363 nt
Organism: Leishmania major strain Friedlin
Lineage: Eukaryota; Euglenozoa; Kinetoplastea; Trypanosomatida; Trypanosomatidae
Exons: 1
Coding region: 1-3363 (1120 amino acids)
Source: RefSeq, a predicted model, not a curated record